This is a messenger RNA of Haemonchus placei, 675 nucleotides long. Lineage: Eukaryota; Metazoa; Nematoda; Chromadorea; Rhabditida; Trichostrongylidae. The record is from the annotation of a GenBank genome assembly.
AUGAAGUUCGACGAGUUUUUGUUCACCUAUCUUGGUGAGAUGGGGAGAUACCAAAAAAUGCAAUUCUUACUGGUGUGUUUUCCGACUAUCAUCGUAUCAAUGCAUGCGGUUAGCUGGUCGCUAGCCUCUGUUCCUGUUCCCUUUCGGCAAUGUUAUUACAAUGAAGAUUGUAAGCUGGAUGGUGCGGAAUGUGAAACUCACGUAUAUGAUCGUUCCCGUGUAAAGUAUUCAGCUGUGGAACGGUGGGAAAUCACAUGUUCUCGUGGAAACAUACGUGCAACCGUACAAGCUUGCUAUUACAUAGGCCAGAUGAUCGGUUCGAUGGUGUUUGGAAUGUUAGGCGACAGGAUUGGUCGAAAGAAAGUGUUUAUUAUUGCUAUUUUCUUGCAAAUCACGUGUGGGUUUGCCGUUGUUGGGGUUCCAACAUGGUGGUUGUUUGCGCUUUUCCGUGCUGGCCUUGGCUUUUCACAUCCUGGUAUCUUUGUCAUAGCUGUUGUCAUUGGAACAGAAUUGGUCGGCCCAAAAUACAGGAAACUGGCAGCUGUUAUCACCGGUGGAUUUUUUUCUGUUGGACAGUUUCUUCUUGCCGUUGAAGGCUAUUUCAUCACGGAUUAUCGGUACUUGCAGCUAGCAAUCGUUUCUCCGGCUGUAAUAUUCCUCAGCUAUUAUUGGUGA